AUGAUUUCAUUGAUGCCAAAACUCCAAAAAUUUGCCCUAUUUUUGUGCAUAUCUUCACAAUUUUUUAUUUUGGCCAUGUCUACUGAUGCACAAUCUGGAAUCCUCGUAGAAGGAGAUAAUUCUGCGUUCUUUGCUACAUACUUGGUGAACUAUGAGCUUCUGUCCACCGAAGAAGGUCGCUCGAACUUUAUUAGUGCUGUGAAGCAGUUCGAGAAGGUCCUGGAGGAGUCUUCCACGAUUACCAAUGUCGCGGUUUCCGGAGCUCUCUCUUUCGGAAAGAAGCUCUGGGUAUUCCUGACGGAGGGCAACGAAGAGCUCAAGGGUACUGGCGCCGAACUAUUUGAUUUCCCUGGCUAUGGUGAACAAGCUCCGUCUACCCAGGCUGACCUGUACGUUCACAUUCACUCGAAGUACAACGGUGCCAGCUUCGAUUGUGGAAACACCUUCGUUUCUCUUUUCCUUCCGAACAUGCUGACCGUUUCGGACGCCCAGAUGGGCUUCGUCUGGAGAGACAGCCGAGAUCUCACCGGAUUUAUUGAUGGAACCGAAAACCCUUCAGGUCCCAGCGACCGCGCGGAAGCAGCUCUUGAUCCGAAUGGCUGCUCCUACGCCAUUGUGCAGCGCUUUGAGCACAACUUAGAGAAGUGGGGAAAACUGGAUAGGACUUCGCAGGAGGCCGUAAUUGGCCGUACCAAGCCUGACAGUGUUCAGUUGGAGCCCCUUCCUCCGGGCAGUCACGUUGCCCAUUCUGACAUCGACUACAACGGAGAGAACGUUAAGAUUGUUCGCCAUAGUCUCCCUUACGGAAUGCCGAAUGGAGUAAAAGGUCUGUGGUUCACCGCCUAUUGCCAUUUCCUGAUUGGACUCGACGAAAUCGAGAAAUCUAUCUUUGGUCUUCGUGGAACGGAAUCGGAUCAUCUGAUGAACUUCAUCACUCCUGUGACUGGAGGAUACUACUUCGUUCCUUCAAAGUCGAUGCUUUCUAAGCUCUGACUUGUUUGUUGAAAUCAUCCGAUCCCCGCGGAAUUAGUUUUGUGGUUCCUUUUUUCCCCAUCCAAAUUCAUUAUUUUUUUGAGAUCGCGCGUUUGGGAGAGGUAAGUGAGUGUUUCAAAAGGUCUUUCUACCCUGUUCCCAUUGUUUUUCAGGCUUCAGGUUUCUGGUUUCUGGUUUCUGGUUUCCGGUUUCCGGAUUGAGUGGUUAUGUGGAAUCCUGAGGUUCUGAGGAUUUCCAGCUUACACGCUGUCAGUUGAUAGUAGCUGUAUGGUGCCAGUAGCUGGGCAAAGAGAUGUUCAAUAGAUGGGGAACUGGAGUACAUGAAAGCUUCUUCAAUCGUUGUUCAAAUAUUCACCCUUUUUAGAUUGGAUUCCCGAGGUAAGUGAAAGCUCCCUGGUGGAAGCAAGAGAAAAAGUUGUAAAAUGUGUAUUGUAAUGGAAA
Messenger RNA from Blastocystis hominis, 1434 nucleotides. RefSeq lists its product as hypothetical. The record is from RefSeq and is a predicted model, not a curated record. Bases 1 to 993 code for a protein of 330 amino acids. Gene Ontology annotation, molecular function: peroxidase activity; heme binding. NCBI's taxonomy places the organism in Eukaryota, Bigyra, Opalinata, Blastocystidae. The transcript has a single exon. Gene Ontology annotation, cellular component: cytosol.